CUCUGACUACUUCGAAUUCGAUCGUUACUAGAAACAGCGACCGCGACAUUGGUCGUGGAGGAGAGAAGAAGUCAAAGUCACCCGAAUCGAUUGCGACACGUUCUUCUUCAUCAACCUAAUUCCAAACUUUUGUCCCGAUCGAAACCGUUUCUAAUCAUUUUCAGGCGUUUAACUGAGUGAUCUCGGCGACGAUGGAGAGAUCGGCGUCGGUGGGUGUUAACGACGGCCGUUUUGGUGGAAACCAUUUCUAUUCUCCAUCUUUCUCUUCGUCUUCUUCCAUGAGACAUGUCAAUUACAGUUGCGGAUCUUGUGGGUAUGAACUGAACUUGAGCUCCACUAAUCGAAUCACAUCAACAAUCGGAUCAAAAUAUGGCAAGUCCAUGAAGAGUGGAAUCAUAUCCUUCUUCAACAUCGACGAGGGUAGAUUUAGUCAGGUCGAUGAGUUCCAAUGCAUGCCACACUUCUCCAGAUACUCUUGGGGUUUGUUCAGACGUAGAACUAAGCUUCUCUGUCGCAAAUGUAAUAACUAUAUCGGCAAUGCUUCUCAGGAGAAGGCUCCUCCUGAGUAUGCACUUGUAACGCAGAACUCAGAUCCGACAUCGCCUAGGACUGGUAGUGUUACAAAGUACGAUAUCAGGAUCCGCUCGCUUCAACCCUCUUCUGCUGUCGCGUUAAUGUGAGUGCUUCUUGUACUACUGUACUGUAUAUACGCGCCGAUAUUAUACAUCUUCUUCAAAGUAUCCAAUUUAGAUCUUUGGUGAAGUGUUUGUUAUUGUCUUGGUACUGUUUUGAUAAGCUUGGUUUGGAUUUUCAGUUGUAUAGUAAAAAGUAAAAACAGUUUACCUUUUGUUUCUGGGAAUAUUUACUAGCUCAAGUUCGUUCAUCAUUAGCGUUUACCAA
Molecule: messenger RNA, 900 nt
Organism: Camelina sativa (false flax)
Lineage: Eukaryota; Viridiplantae; Streptophyta; Magnoliopsida; Brassicales; Brassicaceae
Source: RefSeq, a predicted model, not a curated record